UGGGUGAAAGGCUAAAGGAGCUGGGGUGCUUCAGCUGGCAGAACCCCUAGGCUGCAGGCCUUGAUAAAGGCCAAAACAGGUGCUGACAAACCCACCCAGCCUGGUCGGUGCAGCCAGUGGAGCUGUGAGAACAAGGGCUAUGGAAAGAGAUGGAGGUGAAAGGGCAAGACAGAAGAUAUCUCAGUAGGAAAGAAAAACAUUUUGUACCGUAGACGCCUGGCUGAGCCGCCUCUCCCUGAAAGAUGACACUGCUGCAGCUGCCUGGGAAUGGUCUGUCUCCUUCAGCCAGGACUCCUUAGGCAAUCGGUAGAUCUCCAGCCAAGCUUCUGUGCUGCCUGCAUUGGGAAACUGCAUUGAGCAAUUGGAAAGGAGGAGAAAAGGUUUCUCAGGCAAGAGGACUCUGCUAUUAUGUACCCUCAAGAAUGGGAUUAGUGUUCCCUUUCAAAUAUAGGAUCCCCCAGCUCAUAUCCCCACAAAGCCCCAUAUCAUGGAUGCUGAUCUAGGGAGUACAGCUAUACAGACUGGGUCAUGUUGCAAAGUGGUCUUCUAUUGGCUGCCUGCGGGGUGUCACAUGUCCUGCUUUUCUAGCCCUCAAGGUUCCAGCAGAGCUCCUUUGUGGGGCAUCGAGACCCUUCUGCCCCAGAAGGGGGCAUUCACAUGGCCCUCACUGCUCUGAGACUAGAACUGUGACUAAAACUCCUGUGCUUUGGCGAGGGUUGUUUGCUGCAGCAGGUUUGGGGAGGGCGUCUCUGUGCAGUUCUCCAGCCUGUGUCAGAGCAGACAGCCUCUCAGUAUACAGGCCCAUAUGCUCCCAGUGUAAAUGUGGGGCCUGGGGACAGGGUUGAGGAGCUGGGGUCGGUGAUUAGAGCAGGAGGAGGGAGUCUGCUUUGCUUUGAAUGGCCUGUCUGGCAGCCCCAGAGCGAGCUGCCUUCCAUGAGCUGGCCGCACGGGCUGGGUCCCUGCUGAGCCUUUUGGCAGAUGAAAGGGAGGAGCAGUGUCAGCUCUCCUUGCCUGGAAGGACAGGUUGGGUUGACUCAGGAGAGCACUGGGGAAUCCCAGAGGACCCUCCCUAGACUGGUGAAUAAGUUUUACAAAGCUGCAUGAGCUGCAGGCCCCACCCAUUGAAGCAGGGCAGCCAGCAUUUGAUACACUGCAAAUCCCUGGCACUUGCCUUGCAGCAGGAUGCCUGCAUAAUCGCCCCCCUGGGAGAGCUCCGCCUCCACACAGGUGUUUCUCUUGCUGAUCUCUUCCUGCCAAAGAAAAACAUGCUGGCAUCAGAAAAGGCUGCGGCUGCUGAGCAGGGACAGUGAUGCUUGCUGUGGUGCGCCCUUAUUGCUAAUACACCUGGGAAUUUGACUGCAAAGAGGCAGGUGCCCUGGGAACAGGUCCGGGAAGAACGUUCCAUGCGCAGAGAGUUGGUGUGGGAGCAGGAGGGGAGGAGAAGAUGCCCUUGUUCUUGGGGGUUUGCUCCUGCUCCAGGAUUCUCAGAGCCAUCCAACACACAUGCAUGUUGCUUAGCUAUUUAUUAGAGCGUAAGGCUGACAAAGAGACGGUGAUAAUGAAGCUCAAGGAGUUGGAAUCUAGCAUGCGCUCUGGCCGUAAAUUGUUCAGACUGGGCAACAUGGUGCAUGCCAUGGUAGCAGCCAGGCGAACUACCCAGCUACCAGACCUGGUACCCCGUCUCUGCCUGACAGCCUCCCACCUCAACCGUGUCCUGUAUUUCAUCUGUGACACAGUCCUGUGGGUGAAGAGUGUUGGACUCAUCCCUGAUGUUGACAAGCAGAAGUGGCGGAAUUGGGCUACCAAAUGCUAUUACUAUUCACUGCUGAUGAGUUUGACCAGGGAUUUGUAUGAGAUCUCCUGGCGGAUGGAACAGGAGGCUCACAGGGAGAAGGCAAGGAAGGAGAACUCUUCUCACUGUGGUGAACAAGAUCAGGACCUGUUCGGUUUCCAUGCAGGUGGGUUGCAGCCUUUUCUCCUCCUGCUGUACAACACCCUGAGGAAACACCCUCCCUUGUUGCUAGACACAGUGAAGAACCUUUGUGAUCUCUCUAGUCCUUUGGACCAGCUGGGAAUCUAUAAAACCAACCCAGGAGUUAUUGGGCUCUGCGGCCUCCUCUCGUCCCUGGUGGGGAUCCUCACAGUGGCAAGUCCACAUAUGAAGCUGAAGCACUGAUCUGAGAGCAUCAUAUACGGUGAACUGGCAGGCUUGUUUCCCUGGCAGUUUUCAUUCCCAGGAUGGUAUUUUAAAAAUGAACAUUUUUGACAAUCGCUCUUCAUACGUGGUUUGUUCUCUGGAGGAGUCAGCUUUACUUCCUCCUCCUCCUCCUCCUUCCUGAUAUCCUCUCAGGUGAGGAGCUGCUCUGUGCUGUGACAUACUACAUGAUGGAAGAGAACGGUGAACAGGCUGAGCGAGGACUGAGUAAAACAUCCCUGAAGAAUAUUGUGAAACAUGGAAAUCAAGACUUUACAAAUUGCUGCUAGUUAAGGACAGAUUGCUGUCUCCUGUAUUUGAAUAUAGACAUGUGGAAUAGCUGCACAGGCAACUAAAAUUGUAUAAAAAGCCAUAAGUAGUGGUGCUGACACUGGAAAGGCGGAAUUCACCAAUGGGGGUUCAUACAAUUAUUUGUCUUUCUUGAACACAUUCAAGCAGGUUGGUACCAGGAAGGCUUUGGGAACUGUAGUUCAAAUGGCCUGAAUUAAAAUGUGAGUUCUGAGGGGGAUGGAGGAUGCCAGGGGACUCGUAAUUGGAUAUAUGGAGCUUUUCAUCUCUAGGCAGUGGUUCAAAUCCAGCCCAGGCUGGUAGUAACUGAAGGGUGCAACUGUUUGGUGAUAUAGUGGCCACCAUUGAAUAUGUAUUGGUGGGACUGGAUCCAGUUCCUAGUGAAUAGAUGUCUAUAUUCCAGAAACCACCACCCCAUCUGCCCUCCUUGUUGACAAUACAAGGCCAAGGAUUGCCUGGGCCAUGGAAUCUGAAUUCCUCUCUAGAAGGGUCCUUCCUGGUCAUGGUUAGGUACUGUCUUUUUCCAGUGUAUGGGGGUAGCUUACUUCAGUGCUGCUCAUGCUGGGGAUAAGCAAAGGAUUUCAGUCUCCAUGAUUACUGAUCUGGCACCAUUCACCAGCACUAGCCUUCCCCCAGAUACACACACCAAACCCCUUGCAAUCCCAGGAGGGUGAUAAUUUCUGUAUUCUCUGAAGCAGCUUUUGCACUGAUACUGCUUUAGUUUUGCUGAAAGUUUUCAAAUAUCAGUUUUAAGUCCUCCUGCUAUUGAAAGAAACCUGCCCCAGGGCUUCUGGUGAGUGAGCUGGAAUGACACUGCCAGGGGGUGUUGUCAGAAAAGGGAACUUACACUCUUGGACUGGGAUAAACUUGCUGAUGCCAAAAUCCUUUGAUAAGCACCCGCAAGAAGAGAAUCCUUUUAUCUGACCCUCUCUAGAGUGCACCCCAUCGUGGCCACCUGCUCGGAUAAGGACAUGUGGUUUUCUCUUAUGUCACCUCUGUUUGUGUGGGUUUUACGGAUCUCACGUCCCUUUUGUUCUCCCAGCCAUCUAGGUGGAAUGUUGCUUUGAAUUAUUACACAGGUUAUGGGAGAAAAUACUGUCUAAUUUUCUAACAUGUAUGAUGUGCGUUAUUUGACAUCCUUGUGGGUGAGGGGGACUGACUUUACAGACAUCCCAAUUUCAUUAGCAUCUGUGACUCAGCUCCUGUAGAAUCUACUUGUGAUGCAAGAGCCAAAACGAUCCCUUCUCUGGGUCUGAGCCUGGUCUGUGAUCUCUGCUCACCACCAAUGCAGAGACUUUGCCCCUCCCCACAGCUGGGAGGGCAGGGUGGUGAGUUUACAAACAUUCCCGGUAGUUUUCUGGUACAGAGGGACUGUGGAAGGGCCAGCCUAGUCACACUCAAGUGUCCAAGUAAGACAGCCUAAGAGUGAAAAAACUCUCCUGUGCGGGGAAGGGGGAUAAGUGAGGAAAGGUUUUCAGGCUGGCUGGUCUCUUCAAAGCCUUCCACCACCAGGGGCUGACCUGUAACACCACCACAUGGUUCUGACAAGGAUGCUUAGGCUUCCAGGCUCAGUGCUAUGGGAUUCCAACAGGCCUGUCUUAGUCCUUUCCUUAGGCAGGUCCCUAGAUUUUAGAAGCUAAUACUUGCUGUUCCCCCUGCGAGCUGGAAGCUAUGGGUUUAAUUUAUUUAAUUUAGCUUAAUAUAACUAAAGCUGGACAAUCAACCAGAAGGAGAGAAUUCUUUAGGUCAGCCUCCUGGAAUAAGGGCUGCUGCUGCUGUACAUUGUCUAGGGAAACACAACCAAUAAACUGAAGCUGAGUUUGAA
Molecule: messenger RNA, 4328 nt
Organism: Mauremys reevesii (Reeves's turtle)
Lineage: Eukaryota; Metazoa; Chordata; Testudines; Geoemydidae
Gene: PEX11A
Product: peroxisomal biogenesis factor 11 alpha
Exons: 4
Coding region: 1445-2176 (243 amino acids)
Biological process (GO): peroxisome fission; regulation of peroxisome size
Cellular component (GO): peroxisomal membrane
Source: RefSeq, a predicted model, not a curated record